Solea solea (common sole) is the source of this 4136-nucleotide messenger RNA. It is a transcript of the gene msantd2, whose product is annotated as myb/SANT-like DNA-binding domain-containing protein 2. The record is from RefSeq and is a predicted model, not a curated record. The transcript has 4 exons. Lineage: Eukaryota; Metazoa; Chordata; Actinopteri; Pleuronectiformes; Soleidae. Bases 23 to 1699 code for a protein of 558 amino acids.
UCCCCUUAGCAACAGAGGCAACAUGGCGGCGUCCAGUACCGUGGAGACCUCUCCGGAGAUAUUAACGCCGUUAAAGAUCCCCAAAACCGAGGUGCCAUCCCCGGAGUCGGAGGAUUUGAGUGACAGUAACCAAUACCACUCCAACCCCCCGACGCCAAACCGCUUCUCGCCUCUGAACGUGGCCUCGGGCACCGCGGGCCGGACGGCGGCCUCCUCCUCCUCCUCCAACAGCUUCACCGCUUGCCGCGGGAUGUCAUGGACCCCAUCCGAGACGAACGCGCUCAUCGCGGUGUGGGGCAACGAGAGGCUGACGGAGGCGAGAAUGCAGCAGCUGGAGGUGGCGGGCACCGUGUUCUCCGGGAAAGCCCCCGGUCCUGCCAUGUACGAGCGGGUGUCCAGAGCUUUGUCUGAGCUGGGAUACGAGAGGACCCCCUCCCAGUGCAGGGAGAGGAUGAAGACGCUGCGGCGGUGCUACAGCCGCGUGAAGGAGCACGGCAUCGGCAAGCGGAAGAGCAGCUACACUUUGGAGCAGCUGGAGAAGGUGUUCGGUCAGGGCGGCUGGGACUCCCAGAGCUGUGCCCCCGUGCUGAUCAACAGCAGCGGCCUGUAUCAGGAGAUGGAGUCCGAUAGCAGCACCCUGGAGGACUUCUCCCAGGAGGACUGGUGCAACCAGGCGCUGGACUCCGCCUUCCAGGAGGGAGACAUGGAGACCGAAGAAAUCCAGGUGCCUAAAAGCCGAGCUCUACAGAUUCAAGCAGAGCUGUCGGAGCAAAUCCAAAAAAGGGACAUGAUGCAGACCGUGAUGCGCAUCCUGGAUUCGGUGGAGCUGAAAUGGGAGCAUUUCCAAACGUGGACCGACUUCUCGCGGCUGCACCUCUCCAACAAACUGGCCAUCUUCGGCGUGGGCUACAACACACGCUGGCGCGAGGCCGUCCGGUACCACUACGCCGAAAUCAGCUCCCAGGUGCCGCUCGGCAAAAGGCUCCGCGAGUACUUCAACCCCGAGAAGCCCGAGGGCCGCAUCAUCAUGACCAAAGUUCAAAAGAUGAACUGGAAGAACGUCUACUACAAGUUCCUAGACAUCACCAUCAGCGAGGCGCGCUGCCUGGAGCUGCACAUGGAGGUGGACUGGAUCCCUGUGUCCAAGUCUAGAGAUCCAUGCUGCAGCAAUGGCACAUACCACUACCUCCUUCCAGGGGACAUCCCCAAGGCGUACGGACUCUACGCCGUCGGCUAUGAGGCGCCGUGUUCCUCCAGUGUCGCCGCUCACGCCUCUCCCCUGAGUGACGUUGAAGACCACAGCUUACCUCGGUGGGAUUCAGAACAUGGAGCUCGGCGUCUGGCUGACGGAGAGGGAGUUGGGCAGAGUGGCAGGACUGGGGCUAAAGUCACGUACUGCUACCUGGGCAUAGCUGAGGACAGGACCAUACAGCAGUGCCUCUUCCAGCACUUUCAGGGUUCCAGCAAACACCACGUCCACGGGGAGCCCUCGACGUUGACACAUUUCUUGCACGAGAACUCCCGCGGCGGCGUCGCGAGUCAGGACGGCGUCGAAUCAUUGCGACAUUUUAACAUUUACCUAAAAUUCAUUGAGGUGGAGCUGGACUUCCUCUCAGCAGGGUCCCUGGUGGAGUGCCUGGAAACCGCUGUGGGUUAUCCGUUGAAAUACAACAACAACAACAACAGAGACGCGUUUUAACCACACACGACAGCGGCGACUUGAAUUCACUGAAAGAAAGCGAAAGAAACAUGAGGCGUGACCAAGUCUGUUAUGAAGAAUGGAUCCUAGCUCAGUUAGAUCCUAUAAUGAAUUCUCAAAAAGAAUGACGACUGUGCACAAUAUGUCGGCUGUAUUGUGUAAAAACAUGGGAAUAGUAGGAUAACUAUCAAAGUAUGUACUUGUUCUUUUCAUCUUAUGUGCACUACAAACGUCUCUGCUGCUUAUUUAGUGUAAAUAAUUAUUGCUUCAUCAGGGAGUUGUGGGGUUGGAAAGGUGACUAUUGCAGUGCGCAUUUGUCUACCUCAGUAGGAUGUAGCAAAACAAGGCAGUGAGGGGACCGGAGUGUGGAAUUUAUUCUUAGACUGCCUUUAACUUCGACUGUUGAGGCCCGGACCUGAAUCCACAAGUGGUCUCAACGCCUCUCGAUAAUCUCCGUGUUCUGUGCUCAGUCCACAGAGAACUGCAUAAGCUCGCAGGUCACACUUGAACAAUACGUGCCCACGGUUUCAUUCGGAUCUAAAAUAAGGGUCCGUGUAUGAUGCAGGAGACGCAGUCUGAAGUGGUGUUUAUAACACUGGUAAACAUUUUCCUGAUGAGUUAAUGAUCCCAGUUGCUAGUUUUAGGUCUACGUUAAGCCAAUCUUGUAAAUAUGUCGCAAUUUAGAGGAGAAUAGAUUGUCCAAUAGGUGCCUGGUUGCAGGUGAAUGUGAACUUUGGUCUCAAAAACUGUCCUGGCACUGUUUAGUUGGUUUGGCAUUGCAACUGGAACUCUAUGUCUUCUUUGCAUGCACUCUAUAUGAUUUAGAGUCUAUGUGGAAGCUACAGGAAGGACAGUAUGUUGGGAUGGAAAACAAUGUGUGAUCAGGUCAGCAAAUUCCAGACCAACAUGGAGCCCUUUUUAAGUAUGAGUGGAACCGUGGGCAUGUACUGUAUGUGUGAGGCUGUAAAAGUAUAGUGAGGCUAUAAGAGUCACUUGAUGGGGUUUUUUUUGCACUUCUAACUGGGCUGCAGCUAGGAGAUGCUCCUAUGCAAAUGAGGGACAAAGUAUAAAUAAAUCAGUGUUGGCCAUUGUGGAAACGUGUUGAUCCAGCAAAGGGCAGCAACAGAAAAAUUAACACCUAUACAAGUAUACACAUAUGAGGCUUGAACUUGUGACCUGAAACACCAAAAUGGAAGUCGUCAACAUGUCGAGAUGACCUCACAAGAAAAACAGUCAACCGCUAAGGGUGGAAAAGCAGAUUUAAAAUGAAUUUGCUAUCAAUAAGAUACCAAAUUCUGCGAGUUUGUGUGUUUCACAUAAAAACAUUAACUGAAUAAGGGAAAACGGUUUAAAGGUGCCAAAGUUCAAACUGUUUUGGGCAUACAAUUCCGAAAUGUAAGCCAAUCUCUCAUGGCAUUUUUCUUUUAUAAUAAAUAUUGAUUUAUUGAGAGAGAUUUGAAAGUGACAUUUAACAUUUUGACGCACUCAAAUAUCGGCUCAAAUAUCCGUGUAGAUGGCUUGCGUUGGGCGGGCUGUUCUUCACAACGUUGCUCAGCUGAAGCACAAACAAGAAUAGACUAUUGGCUUGUGUUAAGGUUUAUUUUCAUGCAUGGGAUGUUCAUCACAUUGAGGGGAAAACUUAAGAUGCUUAUUUCCUGUGUGUUUGUGGUCCUGAGAGUUUUGCACGUGCAAACACUGAAUUUUGACUUCUGGCAUAGCAUUCGAAAAACACUGCGGGGACUUUAGAAAAUCUACUACUUUUGUGUUUGUGUAUCGUCAGCCAAAAAUCGGGAAAUAAGUGAUAAAACAUUGCAUAGUAAACCUAGUUAAGUAAGUACUGUAUGUAUCGGCGGCCAGUAUUCGGGAGCAUCUCUAGCUGCACUUGUGGGAUGUACGUGUCUGGUGAUUUCACACAUAUCAGUGUUGCAGGAUGAUGUGAUUUGGUGCACAUGUGCAGGCGUAGACGAGGCCUCUGCGGUCGCCCGCCUGUGCGUUUCACAUCAGGUUGAGAUUAUAAGCUGCAGAGGUUUGUUCACCUCUGACCAAUAAUCAAAGAAGAAUUCUUAAACUUGAUUUUCUGAGGUUAUGUGCAAUGUGCCAGGGGCGGCUGUGUCGAGAAAAAUCAAACUAUGGACGGAGAAGUCGCCGAUUAAUCUAUGUAUAUAAAAAUCUACCUUAUAUCUAUGAAGAUAUAUAUAUAUAUAUUUAAGAAUAUCACUGUUCUCGAGCAUUCCGGCUUUUGCAAUCUUUGCGGUGUUCAUUUGUUUGGUUCUUACACAGCGUAUGAAGGUUAAAUAUGAUAUUUUCUAUUUUAUUGGUUCACACAACGUCUUGUAUUCGAUCGUUUCCAAGUCACCGUCUUGUAUGUUUACAUGUUUGAGAAACAAAUAAAAAAGGGGGCUUUCACUGUCAUUUGCCACACAGUGGAGAUGGGUUU